UUUGUAAGCUACAGUCUUAACCACUUCUUCUUCUUAUUUGGAUCUGGUUCGGUUGAGUUUCUCCAUCAAUAUUUUGUUUUCCCUGAAGAUAUGGCAUCAUCUGAUAAACCCACGAACAAGAAAGGAGAAGAAGAAGAAGGAGAGCAGGGGGGUUUCUUAGGAAAGGUGAAGGGCUUCAUCCAAGACAUUGGAGAGAAGAUUGAAGAAGCUAUAGGAUUCGGGAAACCUACUGCAGAUGUUACUGCAAUUCACAUUCCUUCAAUAGACCUGAAGAGGGCCGAUUUUGUUGUCGAUGUUCUUGUGAAGAAUCCAAAUCCAGUUCCGAUUCCCCUUGUUGAUGUAAAGUAUUUGAUUGAGAGCGAUGGCAGGAAGCUCAUGUCCGGCCUCAUCCCUGACGCAGGGACCAUUCAUGCUCAUGGAUCUGAAACGAUUAAUAUCCCUUUGACAGUGAUCUACGAUGAUAUCAAGAGCACUUACGACGAUAUUCAACCGGGUAGUGUUAUUCCUUAUAAGGUCAGUAUUGAGUUUAUUGUGGAUAUACCUGUUAUAGGAAACAUUUCGAUUCCAUUGGAGAAAACUGGCGAGAUUCCUGUGCCUUAUAAACCAGAUGUCAAUUUGGAGAAGAUUAAGUUUGAUCAGUUCUCUCUGGAAGAAACAACUGCAACCCUUCAUCUGAAAUUGGACAACCAGAAUGACUUUGAUUUGGGGUUGAAUUCUUUAGAUUACGAGGUAUGGCUUGCCGAGGUAAGCGUAGGUGGUGCCAAGCUUUCCAAGUCGGCCCAAAUUGGCAAGAAAGAUUCAGGGGUUGUUGAGCUUCCAAUCUCAUUUAAGCCAAAGGACUUUGGGUCUGCAUUAUGGGAUAUGAUGAGAGGAAAGGGGACUGGUUACUCCAUUAAAGGAAACAUCGAUGUGGAUACCAUGUUCGGACCGAUGAAACUUCCAUUCAAUAAGGAAGGGGGCAAUACACGCCUCAAGAAGGCAGAAGACGACGACGAUGAGGACUGAAACAACACAUUAUUGUGACAAAGCACCUUGGA
Telopea speciosissima is the source of this 1037-nucleotide messenger RNA. RefSeq names its product desiccation-related protein At2g46140-like. Lineage: Eukaryota; Viridiplantae; Streptophyta; Magnoliopsida; Proteales; Proteaceae. Gene Ontology annotation, biological process: response to desiccation. Gene Ontology annotation, cellular component: cytosol. The coding region runs from base 91 to 1005 and encodes 304 amino acids. The transcript has 2 exons. The record is from RefSeq and is a predicted model, not a curated record.